AUGGGCAAAACUAAGGUGCUUCCACAAAAAUUGACAAAAGGGAAUGAUAGUUUUUUCGUCGGAACAACUAAAAAACUAGAUCCAAGUUCAAGCUCUAGUUCCGGAUCGCAGGGCUUUUUUACUACGUCCGUGUCGAGUAAACCUGACACCGAUCACAAAUUUAGCGAAAAAAAAAAGUUUGAUAAGAAUAAGUGGCGUGUUCAAAAGUACAGCUUGAAGAACAAAGUGGAAAAAUGGCAGAAUAAAAGGACACAACAUAUUCGCCACGAAUAUAUGAAGAAACAGAGAAGUAAGAAUAAGCCGAUAACAUUUGAUGUACAGAAGAUAUACGAAGAAGAGGAACGAAGAGAGAAAGAGGAUGAUCAAGUAGACACAAACGAUGCAGAGAAUAAGGAUAAUUCGGGGGAAUUUAGUGAACAUUCUGGGAAAAGGAGAAAUCGUAAACGGAAAACAAGUUUAGAAAGCAGACAAGAAAACGAACAAUCGAAAGAAGAAUUUCUUAGGAUGAAAGCAGAAAAAGAAAAGGCCACUAAAGAAUAUUGGAAAAAAAAGCUGGAAAAACAAAAGAAGAUGAACAAGAAAACGAAGAGGGGUCAGCCUGUCAUGAAAGGACGAAUGGAGCUGUUAUUAGAAAAAAUUCAAGAGGACUUGAAUUCGUAA
Molecule: messenger RNA, 660 nt
Organism: Zophobas morio
Lineage: Eukaryota; Metazoa; Arthropoda; Insecta; Coleoptera; Tenebrionidae
Product: thyroid transcription factor 1-associated protein 26
Exons: 1
Coding region: 1-660 (219 amino acids)
Cellular component (GO): nucleus
Source: RefSeq, a predicted model, not a curated record